Molecule: messenger RNA, 1082 nt
Organism: Sus scrofa (pig)
Lineage: Eukaryota; Metazoa; Chordata; Mammalia; Artiodactyla; Suidae
Gene: OR10D3B
Product: olfactory receptor family 10 subfamily D member 3B
Biological process (GO): G protein-coupled receptor signaling pathway
Cellular component (GO): membrane
Molecular function (GO): G protein-coupled receptor activity; olfactory receptor activity
Source: RefSeq, a predicted model, not a curated record
AUGAAGAACUGCUCGGUGGUGACUGAGUUCGUCCUAUUGGGAAUCCCACACACAGAGGGACUGGAGACUGUACUUUUCAUCUUGUUCUUGCCCUUCUAUGCCUGCACCCUGCUGGGAAAUUUGUCUAUCCUUGUGGCUGUUCUUUCUUCUACUCGCCUUCACACACCAAUGUAUUUCUUCCUGGGGAACGUUUCUGUGUUUGACAUGAGUUUCUCCUCUGUGACUUGUCCUAAAAUGCUGCUCUAUCUCAUGGGGCUGAGCCCACUCAUUUCCUACCAGGACUGUGCCUCCCAGCUCUUCUUCUUCCACUUUCUUGGCAGCGCUGAGUGCUUCUUGUUUACCGUGAUGGCCUAUGACCGCUUCACUGCCAUCUGUUACCCUCUGCAGUACAUGGUCAUCAUGAACCCUAGAAUCUGUGUGGCUUUGGCUGUGGGCACAUUGCUGUUAGGAUGCAUCCAUUCCAGUGUCCUCACAUUGCUCACCUUCACCUUGCCGUAUUGUGGUCCCAAUGAAGUGGAUCACUUCUUUUGUGAUAUCCCAGCACUCUUACCCUUGGCCAGUGCUGAUACAUCCUUGGCCCAGCGGGUGAGCUUCACCAAUGUUGGCCUAGUAUCUCUCGUCUGCUUUCUCCUAAUUCUUAUGUCCUACACUCGAAUCACAAUCUCUAUCCUGCGUAUUCAAUCAACUGAGGGCCGUCGCCGAGCCGUCUCUAUGUGCAGUGCCCACCUCAUGGCCAUCCUCUGUGCCUAUGGGCCCAUCAUUACUGUCUAUCUGCAGCCUACACCUAACCCCAUGCUGGGAACUGUAGUUCAGAUUCUGAUGAAUCUUGUAGGACCAAUGCUGAACCCUUUGAUCUAUACCUUGAGGAAUAAAGAAGUAAAAACAGCCCUGAAAAAAAUAUUGCACAGGACAAACCACAUCCCUGAGAUUUAAUAAGAAUGUAUGGAUGGGCUGAGGAUGUGGAAUUCUUUAUGCCCAAGAUGGGAAAUUUGGCUCUGGAAUCCUUACAUGUUGUUCUUCCAGGGCAUGCUGAGUGGUGUGGACUGGUGUGUCAUAAUACUUCAUCAUUUUGUCUAUUUUAU